Molecule: messenger RNA, 687 nt
Organism: Morchella sextelata
Lineage: Eukaryota; Fungi; Ascomycota; Pezizomycetes; Pezizales; Morchellaceae
Exons: 2
Coding region: 1-687 (228 amino acids)
Source: RefSeq, a predicted model, not a curated record
AUGAUUAACGAGUUUUUUGAACUCAUCACCGAGAAGUACACUCCGUUCGACUGGAGCAAGAACUAUGAAUGGAGCACCUGGCCUCAGUUAACUAGGAGUGAAGCCGGGCAUGGCGCUAGAGCACCAAGUCGGUAUAUCCAGGAUCAGGAAGAAAACCAAAGCUUCUUCGAAGGGUUUGAUCCCCUUCCCGGAGCUAACGAGGCUAGGAAAACAGUCUCUCCUACGGACCGUAAGAUGUUGCUGAACCACUUACACUCCGCUGUACACGAGAUUGAGCUACCGCAGACCAGAAUUUUCGAACCGGAGCCGGUGCACUGUCUCAUAAGUCCUCUAAUUUACUGGGGAUGGUCAAAUGAGUCAGAAAGCGGGGACUAUGAAGGGGAGUUAUUCGCCCUGGAGCCAAAGCCUAUGUCGAUUAAACCCAAGCAGUUUUUCGAUUGGGGGUGGUUGAGGCAGUUGGAGGAUGGGGGCUGGGAAGGGGGUCCGUACGAGUUUCCCAAAGGUUCAGGAGAACUGGAAAGCGGGGAAUAUGAAGGGGAGUUAUUCGCCCUGGAGCCAAAGCCUAUGCCGAUUAAGCCCAAGCAAUUCUUCGACUGGGGGUGGUUGAGGCAGUCAGAAGACGGGGGCUGGGAAGGGGGGCCGUACGAGUUUCCUGAAUAUUUGGAUGACAUCGAUAGCGAUGAUUAA